This is a messenger RNA of Aspergillus versicolor CBS 583.65, 1746 nucleotides long. RefSeq lists its product as uncharacterized. Lineage: Eukaryota; Fungi; Ascomycota; Eurotiomycetes; Eurotiales; Aspergillaceae. Bases 196 to 1401 code for a protein of 401 amino acids. The record is from RefSeq and is a predicted model, not a curated record. The transcript has 5 exons.
CCAUGAUCACGUGCACUAGCUUGCGAGGAGGUACACAGUUAUUAUCAGGCGGACUUCUGCUCUGGAGUAAUAAUUCACCCAGUUAUUAACUGACUUCUCUUAUUUUGGUCUUCUUAUGGAAAUAGCUCCACAUUUACGGACUAUAGUGAAGUUGGUGAGGGCAAUCGUUUUGUCUCCGACAGAUGUGCCAUACCAAUGCCGCUAUUAAGGCCGCAGUCUCAUAGCCCUCGAUUGCCCCUAACAACCCGUUCGUCAAGCCGCUGCUUUUCACAUUCGUCCAACCUACUCUAUGUAAAAGUCAAACGACCGCCGUGGUUCAGGAGGUUCGCGUCCCGAGUUUUCUUUCUUGGGGCCGCCGCCUGCACCUGGAACUCAUUCGUUUCAGUACAACAGGAUACGACAUCCCGCGAUGUAGAAUUCCAGGGUCAUUCCCCUGACAGUCAUACGCUUGGAGAUACCAAAUCCAAUAAAACAGCGAAACCACAACAAAGCCAUCCGAGUCCCGUUUUCAUACCUAUCGGUUGGAGACGCUUAGAAGAGGGCAAAUUCUAUGCAGCAUCAGAUCCGGAGUGGAAGACGUUCGUCAAAAUCUCUAAAGACCAAAAGAAAAUUCGAGUGCUCAAAGAUGAAUUGGCAUCCAUCGUCCUGACUGAGGCAUCGCAAUCAAGCCUCCUAUUACGUAUGUUGGGGCCACCCUUCACAGUGUCACAACAAUGGUUGCUACACCAUUUCCCAUCCCGUGCACCGCCAGAAUACUAUCAACCAGGGUUGGAAAUCACCGAUGCUUGGAUAUCGUGGGUUUGGAAACCCAUGUCGAACGAGAACAUUAGCAAGUCUGUACGACCGUAUUUUGUGGCGCUUGGGGUAAAGGAUGCAUAUUCAAUACUCUGGGGGAAUUUCCUUGAUAAGUUUAGGACCAAUUAUCGCGAAGAUGGGAGUGCAUUGGGCUUGCCGGACUCAUCUUCGAAGGCGUUACUGCCGUCUGACUUCACGGCACUGGACAAGCUCGGUGAUGCUUCGCGGCCAGAGUCGCAGCUUUUCCAGCCUUCUAGUCCCCAAAACAGAGCGGGUCAAACUGACGCGGACAGACGCCCUCGGCCUUCAACCAUUUUGUCCACACUACAGUGGUUGCCUUUGCCAAAAUUUGGCCCCGGGACAGAUCUAUAUGUAGCCUCACUGGCUUUCAAACAUCGCAUUAAUGAAUGUCAGGAACGCGAAUUACGUGUUUCCCGCCGGGGGACUUUCUUGGUUCGUGGCCCGGUGGGCCUCAGUGGCUCGGUUGGAUUCUGCAGAAUCGAAGUGGAGGGGGAAUAUGACCCAGCAGCCUCGGAGUGGGUGUCCAUUUCUAUGUACCUCAAAGACAUUCGUUCUUUCAAGCAGAAACCCCUUGGUGGAAAAUAAGGAUACGCCGCAUUACACGGUGGGUGUGGUUAUCGACAUCUAUAUAUAUAGAGGCCGCAGUUCUGCUUGAGCCACCGGCACAUUGGCUCUUGCAGUAUCUAUGCGUUAAAAAGCCUCGCGCCCCUUUUUAAUAGAGCAGGAUACUCAAUGUAUUCUCUAAUGCUUCAAAACCAUAUCAUCAGAAGUUGCAUGCAUUGUUACUCUGGCUGCCUUGGGAGAGUCGUAACUUGGUUCGUCCCGCCGUUUACCUCAGUACAGGACUUAGGAAGCUCAAUGGGCGUUUGCGCUAUGCUUACUAACUCAUCGGCGACUACGUCGUGUUUUACCCCGCGGUCCCUUGGAGUA